Knipowitschia caucasica is the source of this 966-nucleotide messenger RNA. Lineage: Eukaryota; Metazoa; Chordata; Actinopteri; Gobiiformes; Gobiidae. The record is from the annotation of a GenBank genome assembly.
AUGAAACACCUCCUCAUCAACGUGAGGAAGACCAAGGAGAUGAAACACCUCCUCAUCAACGUGAGGAAGACCAAGGAGAUGAAACACCUCCUCAUCAACGUGAGGAAGACCAAGGAGAUGAACCACCUCCUCAUCAACGCGUGCAAGACUAAGGAGAUGAACCACCUCCUCAUCAACGUGAGGAAGACCAAGGAGAUGAACCACCUCCUCAUCAACGUGAGGAAGACCAAGGAGAUGAACCACCUCCUCAUCAACGUGAGGAAGACCAAGGAGAUGAACCACCUCCUCAUCAACGUGAGGAAGACCAAGGAGAUGAACCACCUCCUCAUCAACGCGGGGAAGACCAAGGAGAUGAACCACCUCCUCAUCAACGCGGGGAAGACCAAGGAGAUGAACCACCUCCUCAUCAACGUGGGGAAGACCAAGGAGAUGAACCACCUCCUCAACGUGAGGAAGACCAAGGAGAUGAACCACCUCCUCAACGUGAGGAAGACCAAGGAGAUGAACCACCUCCUCAUCAACGCGGGGAAGACCAAGGAGAUGAACCACCUCCUCAUCAACGUGGGGAAGACCAAGGAGAUGAACCACCUCCUCAACGUGAGGAAGACCAAGGAGAUGAACCACCUCCUCAACGUGAGGAAGACCAAGGAGAUGAACCACCUCCUCAUCAACGUGGGGAAGACCAAGGUGAUGAACCACCUCCUCAUCAACGCGGGAAAGACCAAGGUGAUGAACCACCUCCUCAUCAACGCGGGGAAGACCAAGGUGAUGAACCACCUCCUCAUCAACGCGGGGAAGACCAAGGAGAUGAACCACCUCCUCAUCAACGUGGGGAAGACCAAGGAGAUGAACCACCUCCUCAACGUGAGGAAGACCAAGGAGAUGAACCACCUCCUCAACGUGAGGAAGACCAAGGAGAUGAACCACCUCCUCAUCAACGUGGGGAAGACCAAGAGCCCAGUGUGA